Molecule: messenger RNA, 8275 nt
Organism: Alexandromys fortis (reed vole)
Lineage: Eukaryota; Metazoa; Chordata; Mammalia; Rodentia; Cricetidae
Gene: Zscan30
Product: zinc finger and SCAN domain containing 30
Exons: 4
Coding region: 3673-5181 (502 amino acids)
Biological process (GO): regulation of transcription by RNA polymerase II
Molecular function (GO): RNA polymerase II cis-regulatory region sequence-specific DNA binding; DNA-binding transcription factor activity, RNA polymerase II-specific
Source: RefSeq, a predicted model, not a curated record
GCCAAGGUGCAGCCCCUCGGCUUUGAUGCCUUCCAGCCCCUUCUGGUCGGGCCGCCAUCCUCCCGUACACCCUCCCUUCUACCCCUCGCCCCGCGCCCGUCUCAGGGAGAGCAUGGAGCUGUGCCAGGCCUCUUCUAGGUCCGCGGGUCGCCUGUCUCUCAUCUGGCGCCUCUGCUUGCCGCGCGCUCCCAGUUGCGGUUCUUUUACACCGAUUGCUCUCCCACUUAUCCGCGCCUCCUGCUUGCGGGUGCUGCCAGGGUCUUUGCUUGAGAACAAAGCUGGUUCCAGGGCCGGAUCUCAGUCAUGGUCUUGGCUUUCCUUUAUUAAACACUCUGAGAGCACCAGCUUCUCUGUAGGUUAUUAUUUUAAAAUCGGCGACAGGGUCUCACUCGUUGCCCAGGCUGGCCCUGAGCUCACGCUAGCCCAGGAUGACCUUGAAUUGGGCGAAGUCCUGCCUCAGCCUCCCCACAGAAGUCACAGCCCUGUGCUACCAGGUCUGGCUUUCUGUAAUUGUAUGCACUAUUAGAUACAAGUGUACUUCUGUUUAACACAUGCCGCCCCCUCUUACCCCGCUGUUGAGUUCUGUAAGGCAGGGUAAUGUCCUCAUGACCGUCCAGCCCCUAAUAGAGUGUCUGCACACAAUAAAUAUUAACAAGUUUGUGAAAACCAGGCCCUCUGGUGAGCACCCUGACUUAGUAAUCUGAUGUGAGCGGCAUUCAGCAGAGGCGGCAUCAAGAGUGUGGACUUCAGAGUCAGGCCUAUAGUCCCAGCUCGCAGGUGGUGGAGGCAGGGGGACCACAUUGUUAAAGGCCAGCUCAAACUCAAAAACAAAACAAUAACAACAACAACAAACACCAAACUCAACAAAAGCAAAGUCAACAAAACAGCAGUCCAGAUUACCUCGCAAGCCCCAUAGGUGGGGCAGCUUGGAUACACUGUUUCUCUUAGCACAGGUGAACUUACACUGUAGCAUGCUGUGAAGACAAAGUGAGUUGAGACAUUUGAAAUGGGCUGAUAAGGCUGGGCUCUACUACAAAGGCCCAAUGUGUUGUUAAGUAUUAAAUGAUCAAGCAGGAACAUUCUGACACCUUACUUUCAGGACAGAUGCCUUAAUAGUUAGUAACAGCCUUCCCUGGCAGGAGAGGAUUGCUCAGAAGGGUCGUGGGGGUUUCCUCUUGGUUAGACUGAUGGCUAGUUGGGGGCCUGGAUUUGCCUUCCAGGUAGGGCUUGGACCCAAGCUCAGUGCCUCCCAUCCCCUUCGCCAUUUCAUGGGCGACAAUCCAGGUUUUCUGAUCAGAACGGUUACUUUAUAUCCUCGUGGACAAGCUUGCUCCCCCAGUUUGUAUGCUAAGAAGCAGGGGUGUGGCCCUGAAACACUGCAGUGCCUGUCUAGACAUGCCCUCUGUGAGAGGAUGGGAGAAUCGAGAACUUGGGCUUGAUUUUAUUGAUGUCCUUUUGGUAAAUUUCCCAGUGAGGCCUGCCUAUUUUGUAACUCACUCCUUGUGGAAUGGGAUUUGCCUCUUGCCUUGAGUAUCUUACUGGGCCAGUUUUAAAAUGUGGUUUUAUUGUUGUUCAGGUGUGGUGAGACAGAGAACAGGAGGUGACUGAGUUGGAAAGGCUAGAUUUGUUCCCACAGUCCUCAGGAGAUGGGCCCUGCCUUGACACGAAAGCUCCCAUUCAGGAGGCAGGAAAAGCGAGGGGAAAUGGUAAGAAUCUUGACUUACCAUGGCAGUGGCGGAGCAGCAGAAACACAUUUCGUGUUUGCUUGUUUGAGUCACUUCAGCGCACCUUGAGAGGUGGAGAUUUUCACGCUUGUUUGCUGCUGACCUUGAAGUGGUUAGGAUGGGAGAGUGGUCCUGAGGGUGAGAGCCUUCCUGAGACCUUGGGAUGAGGGGAUUCCCAGAGAAAGGAUGCUCACACCUAGUUGCUUCCUGCUGUGGGAACUGGGAGGAGGAUAAUUGGUGUGAAAGUGUGUUUAACAUACCAGCAGCCCGAGCUCCUGUAGCACCUUGCUCUUUCCAGGAGAGGGAAUGGAAUCUCAGAAAAGGUCAGCUGCUGAGUAAACUCUCACCAUGAUUACUAGACAGAGUAUGAUUGGCUGACUCCAACAUUGGUGCUUUUGUGAGCUAAAUCACUUCCCUGCAAUCUGCCAAAUGCUCUGGAAACGUUUCCCAGUUUGUAUUAGGUACCUGACAGUGUUGACCAAUGCUUCUUUGAAAUUCGUUUUUGAUCAUGCUGACAUUCACGUGAGUGCAUACACAUACGGACAUGCGCGUGCACACACACAUAUGUAAGUUCAGUUAUAUAUGUAUUUGUGGUGUAUAGUUUCAUGUUAUUUUUGGGUUGAGUAAUUUUUGGCUCACAAUGGUGAGCCAGAACAAUAUAGAUUGUUGUAUAGUCAUGGACAAGACCAGUAGUCCCAUUAAAGUGUUUGUAUGAUGUGUAUCUGUGUGCAUUUAUGUACACCAUGUGCAGGUGAGUCCCUGGACCUGGAGUUAAGGUGGUUGUGAGCCCCUGUGUGGGUACUGGGAACAGAACCUGGGUUCUCUGUAAGAGCAGUAAGUGUGCUGAACCAUCUUCAGCAAACCCUCCCCACCCUAAUAAAGUGUUUUUUCCCCCAAAAAGCUGAAGUAGUUUGAGGGAAAUGUAGUUAACUUUAACCUUGUUAACCUUACAACUCCUUGACUGAGUCAGAGUUCUCAGCACUGACAUGUCAGGAUCUUUGUAGACGCUGUCACAGAUGUAGUUCCUGGGAUCUGAUUUAGGUGCAUCUGACUGAGCUAGAAGUCACCCCACUCACAUCCUCAGUGAGUGAGAUGAGGACAUUAAAAACUCUCCCAAGGCACAUGAAGGGAAUAUAUGUAGCAUCCUUACUAGUAGUAUAUCUAGUCUUACUAGUAGUAUAUCUAGCUGCCAGCCAGAACCGAUAGCUAGCUAGUGAGUGAUGCAUAAUGGUCUUUUUGUUUGUUUGAUUUUGUCUUUUAGAUUCUUUUAUUUUUCAUUUAUUUACAUGUUCUGUGUACUAAGUGUUUGCAGAGCCCUUGGAAGCCAGAAGUGGACAUUGACUCCUCUGGAACUGAAUUUACAGACUGCUCUCAGCUGCCCUGUAGGUGCUGGACUUGAUCCCAGGUCCUUUGGGGGAACAGUUAGUAUGUGUGCAUGUUGUUUGUCCCCGGUUAUUUCUGAAGCAUCUGUUAAUAUCUGUCACAGCACAGAGGAAAUGCUGCUUUGAAGGUAUCUCAGACCCAACUUUCUUACUGAAUAGUUCAAUAUAUGGCUCACUCAUCUUCCAGCCACUAGAGGUGCCCAGAAACCUGAAUUCUUUCUUUAGAUUCUCAGUAGGUUAGAACUCAUUAUGUAGCCAGAGCUACCUGGAAUUCAGUCUUCUUGCCUCAGGCUAGUAAAUGGUGGGAUUACAGGCUUGAAACACUAUACCUGGUCUUGACCCCUCUAUCUUCCAAACCUUUAUCAAGUAGGUCUCUAAGUCUUGCUCAGUUUCUGUAUCUUGGAUCCUAUUCCUCAAGCCAUUACAGUCUCUCACCUGAAUGACUGUGGACCCACCUCUUCUGCAUACCACUCUGCCUGGGAGACAGACCUUCCAGCCACGCUGUGGCUUUGGCUCAGACCAUGGAUAAUUUGGCUGUUCUGCUAUAGCUAGGUAGUCUUUUCAGGAUGUUCAGAGAGGCCACAGCCUUGGCUUGUCCUGCUCCAAAAGGACAAAAUGGACUCAGCUUUGUGAAAGUUGAAGAAGAAAAUGUUUGGAGGCAGGACUUCAGUCUUCAGGGAAACCUCCAGAGCCAGGAGGUUUUCCGCCAGCAGUUUAGACAGUUUGGCUACUCUGACUUCACUGGGCCUCGGGAGGCUCUGAACCAACUGCAGAAGCUUUGUCAGCAGUGGCUGAGGCCAGAGGAGCGCUCCAAGGAGCAGAUCCUGGAGCUGUUGGUGCUGGAGCAGUUUGUGGCCAUCCUGCCUGUGGAGCUGCAGGCCUGGGUGCAGGAGCAAAGACCUGGAAACGGAGAGGAGGCUGUUACUCUGCUGGAGGAGCUGGAGAGAGAAUUUGAUGAACCUAAACAGCAGGACGCAGCUCUUGGCCAAGAAAUGACACUCAUGGGAACACAGAAACCUCUGAGUAGCCCACUGCAGUCCUUGGAGGACCAUUGCAGGAGUGAACCCCAGGAGCCUCAGGUUUUCCACGAGAGAGAUGGGGCAACCCUACGAUGUAGGGUUGAGGAUGAAGAUAGCAAGAUGGUGACUGACAAAGUACUAACAGCAAAGCAAGAAAUUAUUGAAUGUGUUACAUCAGUGGCCAUGGCAUCUCCAGGAAGACUUCCUAGGGAAUCUUCUCCAGUACAGAUAGUUGAAGAAACUAUGGGAUAUCUGGACAUCAAUAAGCAAAGAGGAAGUGAUGAUGCAAGCAACAAAACAAGUCCACUUUCUUCCCAGGAAAGCUAUUUCAGUCUGGCAAGCUUUAACAAGAAACCCCCCACAGAACAGAAUACCUUCAAGUGUAAUGAAGGUGAAGGAAUUCUCAGUCUAAACCUACACAGUACUGCACAGUCCAGAACUCACACAGGGAAACUGCUCUAUGAGUGUUUGGAUUGUGGGAAAGCUUUUUGCCAUAGGUCAAAGCUGGUUAGACAUCAAAGAAGUCAUACUGGAGAGAGACCUUAUGCAUGUAAAGAAUGUGGAAAAGCCUUUGGUUUCAGAACAGAUCUUGUUAGGCAUCAGAGAAUUCACAGUGGUGAAAAACCCUAUGAAUGUUGUGACUGUGGGAAAGCUUUCAGGGGCAGCUCAGGGCUCAUUAGGCACAGGAGAAUUCAUACUGGAGAGAAACCUUACGGUUGUGAAGAGUGUGGGAAAGCCUUCAGCCAGAGCUCCACUCUUAUUCAGCAUAAGAAGAUUCACAGUGGAGACAAAGGCUAUGCGUGUACUGAAUGUGGUAAGGCUUUUAGGAGAAGUUCUGUUCUUAGGGAACACGAAAGAAUCCAUACUGGUGAGAAACCUUAUGAAUGUAAUGAAUGUGAAAAAUCCUUUAAUCAAAGCUCAGCCCUCACCCAGCACCAGAGAACCCACUCUGGGGAAAAACCUUAUGAAUGCUAUGAAUGUUGGAAAAUAUUUAGGUAUAGGUCAGGCCUUAUGCAGCAUCAGAGAGCACACACCAGAGUUCAGCUCUGUGGGUAAGAGUUAUGUAAUUGUGAAAUGCAAGGAAUUCACUUUGAAGGGGGAGAUUCCACAAAAAUUAGAAGUUUCCAGACAGCAAGACUUUUUCUUUCCAGCCUAGUUCAGUUCUCUUAAGAGACCCACACAAACAGCUUACAUAUUGGAAGAGUUUUAUCUAGAUCUUGUUUAUAGAGUCUGGUAAAAAGACGGACCCACUCUGAAUGAGGACUCUCACCAAUAUGUUCUUCAUCCAUUCCCCACCACAGAUAGAACUGUCAUUGAGCACCUCCAUGACCUCCAUGACCGUGGAUCCUGCACGAUCUCCUUACAAAUGCAAAGAUCACUGCCCAGCCGAAGUGUUUUUGUCUGGCAGGAGUGCAUUUUUUAAGUUACUGAAGUCUGAAAUGUUGAAUUGAGGCUAUGAAAUGUCAUGUCCUGGGUCAGUUUAAUAUCUGAGGAAUGGAAGCUGUCUGCCCCAUUGCCAGUUCUUUCAACCCUGAGCUUCCUGAUGUAGUCUACUUCCUUAUUGGUACCUCCUGGGCCUAACCAUUGGGAGAACAGACUUGAUCACUGCCCCCUCAAAAUUUAGGGCUAAUCGAAUAUACAAAUUUAUUAACCAAGUAAUUCUGGUAAGAGUGUGUCAAUAACUGCCAGAUAAUUGUAGGGCUCUGUUGGAAGAUAUUCAGAGAUGCUUUACCUGAUUUAUGAAUUAACUAAAUAUAUCCUUGGGUGUGAUAUCUCAUUUGAGACUUAAAAUACAGAAGUUAGCCAGGCUAAUGGCAGAAGAACAGAGGCAGAGUUUGUAUAAUAUAUACAUGGAAUGAUGAGAAGAGAGGAUCUGGAGACAUUCCUGUUUCUUCAUUUCCUGCUGGAAUUUUCUGAUUCCAGUUCAGAAGCCAGGUUGGUUCCUUUUGCUGUUUGUAAUAGCCUGAGUUGGAUCACGAGACUUUUAUGAUCUGGAAGUACUCAGUUAGCGUGGGAACUAGUGUUUCUAAUGUAUACCAAGGAAACAGCAUACACUGGAAGCUGAGGGACACUGGGGUCUGGAGUCUGUUUCAGCAUUAGGCUUGCAGAUGAUAAGCCACUUGAGGGAAAUACAUAUUGAAUCAAUCUCUCAGACUCUUCAAAACUUUAAUUUGGCAGUUUUAAUUAACCCAUGAUUGCUGAUGGUAAUUUUUACUUAGGAAAAUGCACCAUUUUUGAAGACUUGGUAAUAGCUAUUGUGAGUAGAGGAGAUAAAAAUGGAAAUGGUUCUCACUUCCAAAGGAUGUGCAGUUAAGUAAGAUCUGACUUAAAGAGAUAAUUCAAAUGGACCGUGAAUUGCCUUUCUUAUAGAUGACAAGUGUUUUAAGUAUCAUUUGACCCUUUUUCUAAUUGCGAGCAUUGAGAAGUAUAACUCAUCCAUAAUUGUGUUACCCAUAGCAAGAUUAACUUUUGAACUACUUCCUGUUUUUCUGUAAUUCUAUGUAUUUCUGGUAAAAAUCUCUAGUAUAAUUUUCUAAUUUUAAUAUUUUUAUGUUCAAUAUGCACUCCAGUUGCUUAGUAUCAGCAUGCAAUGGAAUGUAUUGUAAUAAAACUGAAAUUUUAAAAUUUUGCUUUUAAAUCAUUCAGGUAAAAACACAGUAUGAGUGGAGUUAGGCUGGAGGGUAGGAAGGAGUAGAAAAAAGGGAAGUAGCACACUUAAUUUCUAGUUCCUGAAUUAAAUGAAACAGCAUGAAGCUGUGAUAGCCAGACUUUUGAGUUGCUGGAGUACUGGAGUGGAAAAUCAAGACCCUUUUAAAUUCAUACAUAUACUAAAUCCACCAGGAUAGCCUCCCUCAGCAGUGCUAAGUGCUGAGAAAGACCUUUGGUCUGACAUCAAAUUAUGUGCAUGUGAAUGCAAAUGCCUACAGAGGCCAGAAACGGGCACUGGAUCCCUUUGGAGUGGAGUUACAGGAGGUAAACCACCCGGUGUGGGUGCUGGGCAUGGAACUCUGGUCCCCUACAAAACAGUUCCUGCUCUAUGCCAUCUCUCUAGUCCCAUGUUUUGGGUAAUUUUGAGACGGUUUCAUAUGAAGCUUAUGGCCGAGAUGUGACUUCCUCUUCAGUGGUUUGCAAACAGAAGUAGGUUAUUAGGUCACUGUCAAAUGACUUGGAAACUCAGUCCUCUCAGAUCUAGUUGCAGGCUGUGGCAUGAGGGAGGAAGGUAAGUUCCAUGUGAGGCAAGCACUGCUUUACAGGCUGCUCCUGGAGCAAGAGGAAGAGCAGAGAGAAGGGCACUGGCUGUUUUCCUUUCAGCUGCUGUUGGCGUCCACUCCGUUUCAUGAAGGCUGACAUUGACUGUAAGAUCAUCUUCAGCCUCGCUAACAUGAGAAUACAGAUGAGCUAACUUGUUUAUGUCUGCUGAACUCAUGAGAAAGCCCUAAUGACAGGAGUUCUGAAAUACCACCUGCUUCUCUGAGCCAUAAAUCAUCAUGCAUGAAAGUUAACUUGCACAGGAAUUUAGAAUUUGAAGGGGUUCUUUCAAUAUUAUGAAAGUAUGUCUGCAUUGAUUUCGUCAACAAUGAAAGAUCAGAGUUAAGUUAGUUAAAACUUGAGACAGGGAUGUCUUAGAAGGCAAGUACUUAUUUUCACUAUUUUGGGCUUUUGUUCACUACCCGCUCUGCCUAGGGCUACGGAUCUAGGGAUUAAGCCUGGGGCCUUAAAUAUGGUAAAUUUAUGCUUUACAACUGAACAAUAUAGUUCUCUUGCCCCUCCCUCUAUAGGCAGUGCUAGAUUUUGCAGUAAAACUUUAAAUACAAAAAUAGCACAUUACCUGUAACUUCACCACCCAGAAGUAACCAUCUUGACAUUGUAUGUCUGUUAUUUUUAAUGCAUAAGUUUUACAUGGGUUCAUGUUGUAUAUAGUGUAUUUAAUAUCUCAUGAAUGUUUCACAUGUUUUAACAGCUUGUAAGACUGCAUAUCCAUGGUUCCUUAAGUAUAUUUCUGGGUAGAGUGUCAAGGUCCAAUGCAGUGUUGAAGGGUUUUGGUACUGAUUGCCAGAGGUAAUGUAUUCACAGUUCAUUAGCAGCAAGAGUCCUAAUGUUCAAAUCCUUGUUAAUUUUAUAUGGAAAAUAAAUACCACCUUCACUCCUA